Caenorhabditis sp. 36 PRJEB53466 is the source of this 13977-nucleotide messenger RNA. NCBI's taxonomy places the organism in Eukaryota, Metazoa, Nematoda, Chromadorea, Rhabditida, Rhabditidae. The record is from the annotation of a GenBank genome assembly.
AUGGGUAUGUGAUGCCAAUGUUUUUGUGUGUGUGUUUGUGUGUGUGUACACCUAUUAUUAUUAUUAUUUUAUUGCUUUUUGUGCAUGGAUAUUGUUCGAUUUAUCGGUUCGCCUUUCAAGAGUUCUCGCAGAAGUACUGAAUGAUAGUAGCGGGUUACUGUAACAGAGAAAACUAUUAUCUUUUUUAACUAAAUUUGGCUUCUCCUCCUUUGAACUGUUGGAAAAUGCGAAAAACUUACUAAAAAGCCACUAAACACUUUAAUCUCCCGCCGCCUUUCCCGAUGUUUACAGUUGAGCCUACAAAAGAACGGCAUCGUGUGCGGUUACCAAAUUUUUCGUAUUUUUUCUAUAAUCUCCAGAUGAUUUUCGUCAUUUUAAGCGCUCGUGGGGGUCUGGAGCAUUUUUUUGAAGUUAGUUAUGAUUUUUCCAAGUUGAGCGAGUUGGUUUUUGCGAAAAUUUGUUGUUCCCUACCAUAACUUACGGUUUCUCCUAUUCCUUGGCUAAUUGAGAAUCUCUCGAAUUUAUUUGUAGAGAUACGUGUAUCAGACGCCAAAAUUCAGCCUCAAAAUGACCCGCGAAAAGCGAGGAGAGACGGAGGAGGGAAAAGAGAGUCCACAGAGCGAUUGGACUGUGAACAGAGAGAUCGGAGGGCGAGUUUUACCACUUGGCAAACAUUUGAAAACCCGCCGUCCGGGCCAAUUCGACCGACCGAGGACUGUCUGACUCACUUCCAUCUGCCACCUAUCUGACUUUUUGAUUUGUACCGUAAUGGAAGAGCAUUGUUGAAAUAACGUCCAUUCAAAACGAUGCAUCUCAGCUGCCAAUUGAGAUAUCAAAAAGUUGUCAACUAGCAAAUUGCUCGUUAAGAUAUUCUGCACAUUUUAUCAGUUGACAACGUUUUGAUAUCUCCACAGACACCUGAGAUACAUCGUCGCUUCAUAGAGAAUUACAUGUGUUUAUGGUUCCAUUUAUGUCCCUUGCAAGUUCGCUUUGAAUUCGACUCUUCUUCCAUGAACUCUCGUUUAUUUGCAUUCCGAUGACUGAGCACAUGACUUUGUGCGGGAUUACUGUAUCCGAGCGGCGCCAAGUUUGAACAGAUGGCAAAAGGGAAACGAGGAAUACCGUUUCAUCCAAUCUUUUUAAAAGUUUCGCUAUACCACACUCGCUAAUUUUCAACGAAUUCUAAUUAAUAUGCGGACGUUUCACUGCAAUCACGCUCUGUUGAGAAAGUUUCCCAGUGAGAAGCAGAGAAAUGACCCUAUAAUAACUGCUCCAACUCUUUUUGCAUGUUUUCCGUUUCUCGCUCCGGGCUACGCUGUGCAUGGUAGAAAAACCGAUAAUCGUACAAAGUUAGAGCCCGAUCCGAUAGCUAAUCUUGCAUUUUUCACUUCCAUUUUCAGUUUCAACUCCUUUCCAACUAUGCAAAGUGUUUGUGUCACUGAUCGAGACGAAAUUAUUUCCACUAAAUCUUCAGAAAAGUAUUUAUUGAUCUUGAUCGAUUAGGUAUCUUCAAAGUAUUCCAGAUUGAAAAUGAGAACUUGCUGUUUCAUCUGGUCUUUUCAAAUCUUUUCCUAAUUUAAUUCCUAAUUCAAAUCUUUUCCUAAUUUAAUUAAGUCGCUAUGAUGUCAGUAUGCACGGCGACCAAAAACGUAGAAAGGGGCGUGGCCUAACGCGUGCACGGUUUGUCACCAUUUUGGCGCGAAAUUCGAAAUUUAACCCCAUUUUUCAUGUUUUUCGUCAAAAAUUACCCGAAUUUUGUACGAUUUCGACGAUGUAAUUGCAUAAUAACUUUGUUAAACUAAUCAUCGCGGCACUUUUUGAGCUUAAAACGAGCAGGUUUCAUUCAGAAAUGAAUCAAUUGAAUCGAUUUUCAAGUUUUGUGCUGAAAAUGCGCGAAUUUCAGUCAUUCGCCAAUACUUUUUUGCCGUUUGAACGCUUAAAAUACUUGUAUUAACGUGCUUAAUCACUUCCGACACUCACUUCGUCUCAAAACUAUCCACAUCGGCCGGUAUGAAAAUUCCGAAAUUGCGGCGGAGGGCCUAUUGCGAAUGAUGCCAAAAACGUCUCAAACGCGGCGUUUUCACGAAAAUUUCCAUGUUUUCUCUCUGUAAUGUCUCUUCUUUCGUCGAUAUCAAACGCAAAUAUAUCGGAAAAGUGCUGAAAUUUCGGCAAUUUUCAGAAAACGCGUCUCAGACUAGGCCACGCCCCUUUCUACACUUUUGGUCGCCGUGGUAUGCACUAUCUCGAAAAUGUGGAAAUCAUCGGGUUGAAGAAGUCGUUGGCAUUCAAAAAAUGCUAUCGCUGAAACUGCAAAACACAGAUAUGUGCCCCAUAUUUCGCGAAAAAGAGCUCAAACUUUCACUGAACACUCUCGAGUCCUAAACCAAUCAGAACGUGGUCAAAAAUGAGCAUAAAUGUCAGUUUCAACGACUUUUCAAUUAUUAUUAUUAUUAUUAUUACUAUUAUUAAUUAUUUACGUUUUAUUUUUUAACGAGAAUAUGAAAACUUAUGAAAACUUAUGAAAGAGAUUAUGAAAACUUUUGGAAACGGGAGAAUGCGCGACAUACAUUUCUUUUCUACUUUUCUACAAAAAUCAAAGCUCAAGCGUACUUCUUCGGCUCGCAAAAAAGCCACGUCACUCUCUCGUGUCCCAUCCACAUUCCGUCACGUUCGUCCGUAUCCUAGCAAAUCUCCCCGCCUGCCCGCCCGAAACGUUUCUCUCUUUUUCGGCAAUCCUCCAUUUCCGCCCCGAAUUUCCGCCUAAAAAUGCCCAAAAAAGUGCGGAAAUCGAAGAAAGUUCGUCCGAUUGGAGAACCGAAAACGGAGAAAUCGAAGAAGGCGAAGCGUUCAAAAGUUUCGAAAGUCCCCAAGAAUCGCAAAAACAAAGCACUGAAAAAGGCGGAGAUUAGAGUGAAACCGAAAGUAUUGGAUGAUUACGGCUAUAUUCUGGGGCCGAACGGACCGAAAGUUCGGAGAGGUGAGUGCGUGCCACGUGGAUUCUGUUUCACUGAAUGCACUUGGUUUUGAUGUUGUUGAGAAAUCGAAUUUCUGAAGCUCACCCUAUUUUUCCGGUUGAAUCGUCAGUUCCACUGGAGAACUUUUACAGAACUUUCCCCCAUCACUUCCUCUUACUUUUUUCGUUAUUUAUUCCGAAAGAAAUGAGUCACAGGGUAUUAAGUUCGCCCCCCUUCCUUCCUUCGUUUUGGCUCUUUUUCGGGUGACUCACCUCACUCGCCACUUUUUCUUAAUCACAGUUUCACAACGAACAUUAGUUCGGCACAACUGUAUCGCCCCGUAUUGUCCGUACAAAUUCCAUAAAACUAAAAUUAUCGAUUUUUCCCAUGUACUCCAGUUGAUUUCCGUUAUUUUAAGCGCUCGUGGGGGUUUGUGGCAUUUUUUUGAAUUUAGUUAUGAUUUUUCAAACAUUUUGUAGAAUCUGUGGUCUGUGUUGACAAUUCUCGGCCACAGAAGUCGACAAUAUUUGUAUGUUGACAGAGAAGAACGUUUUCGUGAAGAAAUUGAUAUUGAAUGCCCACUUUUGAUUGUUUCGUGGGACUCUCCAUCGUUUUCGCGCUUCAAUCUCAUAUCAUUUUCGUCGAAUUUUUCCAUUCGGCAUUGUGAAGGCUUGUUCGGAUCGGAAACAGUCCCCCCUUCACCUGAUAAUCCGCUCCGCUUAUGCAAAUUGACGCUCUCUCCGCCAAAUAUACCAUUUGCGCGGCCUUCUUUCGCCGUUUCAUACUCGUUUCAUCACACUCGAACUUUGUUAUUGUUGUUCUUUAAAGUGCUCCCCUAGGUUUGGUUAAACUCCUAAUUUUGAGAGAAUUCGGUCCCGAACUUCUAGGACCUUGCUUUUCUAAACUACUUCAGUUUCAACAUCACCAUGAGUCUUCUUGAAGCAUUAUUUAUGUAAUCGCGAAAAGAAGAAAACCGUUCCAAAAAUUCACUCGAACUUUUCCGCUUUUCUUCCAACUCGACCAGUUCGCCGUGCAAAAUGAAUUUUUCGGCAGAGAAAAACGACCAUCACUUCCGAAGACGUACAUAAAGUGAAGUGAGAGUUGUGAAACCGAAAAAGUGUCCGGUUUUUCCUAAAUACAGAUAGUUUUCUGUUUCAAAGUUAUCGGAAGUAAACGUGUGGUUUCUACGACCGUAAUGCCUCUUGUUUUGUUGGAUAUUGCCAUUAUCAUAAUCGGACCAAAGACCACCUAAUGAGUCAGCAAUCACAAAUGGGUCAUUAUUUUCCCAAAAUCGUUUCCAUGCUACACACUUUCCACUCGACUGAUAAAGAAAGCGUCGGGCCGGCCCGUACUCUCUCAAACGUUUGUCUUGUGUUUCACAAUUUUUAAAAGUUCUCUGAGCUCUGUCUUUCGGGUAGUGGUCGCGCUCUCGUGCUCCCAAAAUGCUUCUCGACUUUUUGUUGCAUUUUCUCAGUUUUUCCAUCGAAAACACUUGGUUUUCGUCCGUUUUUUUAUCAGUGAUUCACCCGUUUUCCUUUCCUCCUCCCCUCUCCGUCACUAUCAGGCCCCGUUUUGACGCACAAAAACGUAUUAGUCACUCUUCUUCUUCUUCUUUUUCUUUUUCUGCUCCAAAGUGUGUCCAUGUGUACCGUGUUUUGUGACAUUUAUGGACUUUUAGGACGGGGGACACUGCAACUAGUUCACUAUCAAAUAUUUGAGUGAUUUCAGCGCCAGUUGCUCCGGUCUACGUGCCGCCACAACAGGCGUACAACGACAAACCGAUCGGUGAGUUUCAGUUCUUUCAUAAUUGAAAAAACUAUCGAAAAAGUGAGCUUCUGAGCUUUCCGUAACUGAAAUUCAUUGAAAGGUCCCAAGAAAUGACAAAAAUGAAACAGAAAACUUCUUUCACAAUUUUCCGCUGAAAAAGUGCAUUUCUACAUGAUUUUCGCGUUCCGAAUGGAUGGAAAACACCGGAAAUGUUAGCUUUCUAGCAUUUUCGGCCUCAAUCGUGACAAAAAUGCAUUUCCCGCCAAAAGUGCGGUAGAGCGCACUUGCUGACACUGGUUUGCUCAACUUCGAUUGCAAACUCGUUUCAGUUCGCGCCGAAUUGGUUUUGAGAAUGAUAAAUCACGUAAAUACAAGCAUUUUGAGCGUUCGAACCGCGAAAACUACCGAAAAGCAAUUGAAAUUCACGCAGUUUUAGCCAAAAACCUUCAAACGGAUAAAUGUGAUUUGCGACUUGACCAAAUUUAACGCUCUUGCGCUUAAAAAAUUCGUAAUAGCCUAUACAAUCGGUCUAUCGAAAGACAAAUGAGAAAUUAUCGGUUUUUCGUGGCUAAUCUGGCGAAAAAACACACAUUUUGCUGUUAAAAUUUGAAUUUCGCGCCAAUGUAUCGCUCUAUUGGGCGGGGCGCACUUGCGCCCAUUGUCAGCUCUGGAGACCGUUAAAACUCCUAAAUCAACGAACCGAAUUCGAAACGAGACAAAAUGAUCGAUCUGAAACCGAAAAUGAUUGUUUUUGCAGAAGAAAAAGCGGCGGCGGCGGCGACAGAAUCGAAGAAAGGCGGAGGCGGCGGCGGAGGGAUGUUCAGCUGGCUGCCGUGCUGUUCGAGCACUUCCGAAAAGGAGAGGAAUGCGCCGACGGAACGGAGACUGCGGGCCAACGAUAGGGAGUACAAUGCACAGUUCCGAUACGCGGUACGUACAUAUCAACUUUGUUAAUUUGUCAAAACGCCGCAACGAGUCGGAAAAAAGUGUUUGAAGUGAACGAAUGCUCGCGAAACAGUGAAUUUCAUCCAUCAACUACCGUUUUUUGUUUUGCAGGACAACCUGAUCAAGACGUCCAAAUACAACAUAAUCACAUUCGUGCCUCAGAAUCUUUUCGAACAAUUUCAACGGAUAGCCAACUUUUAUUUCCUAAUUUUAAUGAUUUUACAAGUAAGUUCUCACCUUACUUUUUAGUUAAAAAACCGUCUGCUUGUUACAGUUCGUGCCACAAAUCUCGUCGAUUUCGUGGUAUUCGACGGCGGUGCCUCUGGUCAUAGUACUCGCAUUCUCAGCCAUUAAAGACGGAUAUGACGAUGUGGUGAGUUCGCUGAGACGGGCAACUAGAGAAACAGUGAAGAGCAUUUCAGCAAAGACACAUAUCGGAUAGGAAUGUGAACACGCGCAAGUCGUACGUCGUCCGGAACGGCACUUUGUGUCCCGAGGAAUGGAGCAAUGUGAAAGUGGGCGACGUGAUUCGAAUGAUGAGCAAUCAGUUUGUCGCGGUCAGUUUUUGUGAACCUUUCCGCAUUAUUCAAAGUGUUGAUGAAACGGAAUUAGUUUGAGAAAGCGUACUUGCAAUGGAAUUGUCUGGGAAACAUUAAAAUCCAUUAUUUUCAGGCGGAUCUCCUGCUCAUUUCCACGUCAGAACCGCACGGAAUGUGCUACAUCGAAACGAUGGAAUUGGACGGUGAAACGAAUUUGAAAACGAGAGGCGCAAUGACGGACACGGCACAAAUGGGCGACGAUCUGGAUGAGAUCACGCGGUUUGACGGUUCGUUUGGGGAUUUUCAAAAAAAGACAUUCUUCUACCCACUGCCACUGUCACUCCUUUGAUUCAUUCACUAUUUCACAGCUUUCUGAAACAGGGGAAACUAGUAAGAUCACCACUAUUAAUGAGACACUUUUCGAAACACAAUUUAAAGAAGGAAUCUGUUGUCAUACACCAAAACUCACAUUGGCCACGUACUAACUUAACAUUCAUUCAAUUCAUUCAUGAACUCUCUGAAACCGAACUUGUUUUAAACGAAUUAUGUCCCGAAACAGACGGUUUUCAGGAGAAGUAGUGUGCGAGCCGCCGAACAACAAACUCGACAAGUUCACUGGAAAGCUGAUCUGGAAGAACAAGGAGACGGGCAUCACGAACGACAAUAUUCUGCUGAGAGGAUGCAUUCUCAAGAACACGAGAUGGUUAGCUUUGAAAACUUCAAACAUGUUUGAGGGAAAGUGUGAAACAUGUUUCGGUUUCAAAAAAAAUCGGAUUGAUUCCAAAUUUCCAGGUGCUACGGAGUGGUGGUGUUCGCCGGAAAAGACACGAAACUGAUGAUGAACAGCGGAAAGACCAAGUUCAAACGGACCUCGCUCGAUCGAUUCCUCAACAUUCUCAUCGUCGGAAUCGUGCUCUUCCUCAUCGCCAUGUGCCUCAUUUGCACCAUUCUCUGCGCCGUUUGGGAGUACCAGACCGGACGUUACUUCACCGUCUACUUGCCGUGGGACGACGUCGUUCCGAGUCCCGAACAGAGAGGUUUGUACUGCAAUGGCUCGAACUGACUCUUCUUUUGGGCUUUGGAUUCCGCCAACAUCGGUAUCGACUAGUUACAGACAUUAACUGUUUCAAAAACGUAAUAUAAUGUAAGCCUAUCCGUCUUUUCGUUCUGCUCGUUUUAUUUCGCUUCGAGAUGUUUUGCACCUUUCCAAGACGGCCUUAUUCUCUUCUGAAAUUACCAGUCUCCCCUUGUUUUCCCCCAUUUCCGACUGUCAAAUGUCACUUUUCAGGCGGCCGUCAAGUGGCCCUCAUCGCCUUCCUCCAAUUCUUCUCCUACAUCAUCCUCCUGAACACGGUCGUGCCGAUUUCCCUGUACGUUUCCGUCGAAAUCAUCCGAUUCAUUCAUUCGAUGUGGAUCAACUACGACCGUCAGAUGUACUACGAGAACGGAGAGAAAAGUGUGCCCGCGAGAGCACACACGACGACGCUCAACGAGGAAUUGGGACAGGUUUGGCAGCGAACGCGACGCGAAUCUAGUUGAAAUGGAACGGAUUUCAGGUGCAGUACGUGUUCAGCGACAAAACCGGCACGUUGACCAGGAAUAUCAUGACUUUCAAUAAGGUAUUACACGGCGUGGCGGCCUCGGCCAAAUGGCGUUUUCAUGAAUUGAGCAGGUUUUCUCUGAUUUUUGUGGUCAAAUGCGAUGAAAAAUGAUUGUUCGACUUGAAAACACACUAAUUCGCAGAAUUAAUGACGUUUUGGCGCAUUUUUCGCGGACUUUGCUUUUUUGCCUUCGCCGCCUAAAAACCGCACUUCUCAUUUUGCGCUUUCUUGACCGUUUUCAGACAGAAUUGGUUUUGAGAAUGAUAAAUCACGUAAAUACAAUCAUUUUGAGCGCUCGAACCGCGAAAACUACCGAAAAGCAACUGAAAUUCACGCAGUUUUAGCCAAAAACCUUCAAACGGAUAAAUUUGAUUUGCGACUUGACCAAAUUUAACGCUGUUGCGCUUAAAAAAUUCAUAAUAGCCAAUACUAUCGGUCUAUCGAAAGACAAAUGAGAAAUUAUCGGUUCUUCGUGGCUAUUCUGGCAAAAAACACAAAUUUUACUGUUAAAAUUUGAAUUUCGCGCCAAUGUAUCGCUCUAUUGGGCAGGGCGCACUUGCGCGCCCAUUGUCAGCUCUGGAGACGGUGUAUUGGUCGGAAAUGAGCGAGAAUAGGAAAACAAGUGUGUGUUUUUUCAGUGCACAAUCAACGGAAUCUCGUACGGAGACGUUUUUGAUCGAAAAGGAGAGGCCAUCGAACCGACCGACGUGAGUUGUGGUUAAUAGUGAACGUUUUCUGUUUCAAGAAACGCACAUACCAAUUCGUUCUCUCACAGUCAAUGAAACUUUGUCUUUUCAGAAAACUCCGUCGCUCGACUUCUCGUGGAACUCCUCCUCCGAGGCGAAUUUCAAGUUCUACGACUCGAACCUCCUGGAUGCGACACGGCGGCGAGUGCCCGAAGUGGACGACUUCUGGCGCCUCCUGGCCCUGUGCCACACUGUGAUGCCCGAAAGGGACAAGGGCCAACUGGUCUACCAGGCACAGUCGCCCGACGAGGCCGCUCUCACAUCCGCCGCCCGCAACUUUGGCUACGUAUUCCGCGCGAGAACUCCGCAGAGCAUUACGAUCGAAGUAAUGGGAAAGGAGGAGGUGUACGAGUUGCUGUGCAUUCUCGACUUUAACAACGAACGGAAGCGGAUGUCGGUGGUCGUGAGGGACCAGGCCGGCAAGAUCCGCCUGUACUGCAAGGGCGCCGAUAUGAUGGUCAUGCAGAGGAUCAAGGUGCGUACUCGGAGAAGAUAUUAUCUAUCCAAUUCUUUUUUCAGCCGUCGACCUCACCGAUCUUCCGCGACUCCACCACCACCCAUUUGUCCGAUUUCGCGAACAUCGGCCUCCGAACGCUCUGUCUGGCCUACAAAGACAUCGAUACGAACUAUUAUGCGGACUGGAUUGUAUGCACUUAUUUCUGAACACGUUUUCGAAUUCUGAGCAUUUCAGAAGCGUCAAAAUGAGGCUCAAGUGGCGAUGGUCGAUCGGGAGGCCAAGCUCGACGAGGUUUACGAGGAGAUCGAGAAGGGUAAGGCGUGAAACGAAUAAGAGAUCCGACCUAAACACACUCUAUCCAGACAUGACUCUGAUUGGAGCGACAGCGAUCGAAGACAAACUGCAAGACGGCGUUCCGGAGGCAAUUGCGAGACUGGCCGAGGCGAACAUCAAGAUUUGGGUGCUCACGGGAGACAAAACGGUACGGUUAUAGCAGGAAUGGAGUAAAGUUAAAAAUGCACAAAAACACAUUUUCCAAUAUUUUGAAGCAGAGCACAUCUCUGUGUGUCCGAUUUCUGGAGAUACAUUGCAAAAACUGCUGUUUCAAAAAGUUGAUAACACCAUCUUAAUGUCUUUGUUUUCUGCUAAUCCGGCAUCGCAUUGUUUCAGGAAACCGCAAUAAACAUUGCGUACUCGUGCCGUCUCCUGACCGACGACACCAAGGAAAUUGUGGUGGUCGACGGGCAAACGGAACCGGAAGUUGAAGUUCAGUUGAAGGACACCCGCAACACGUUCGAGCAGAUUCUCAAUGCGGUUAGUUAGGCGGUUAGGUGACCAUUUGGAUGGCGUCCGAAAGUUUUGAAGAAUUAGGAACAAAUGUAGUCUCGAGAAACAGUAAAAACCGUCCGUUGUGUGUUGUCAGAAGACGAACAAGAAGAAGAAUGUGCCACGGGAAUUUCAUCGUUCGCCAGAAGUGGAUGAGUACAUAAACGAGAUAAUCCGUCUGUUAGAAGCCGCCGAGAAACGGGUUUGAGAGAGCAUGUUAUUCAGUUGAACGGGGGCGUAUAAUACUUUUAACUAAAACAACAAACAUUCGAAAAUGUCUGAUCAGUUCACUUCAAACUUUUAGCCCACAUCCGAUGGAGGAAAGCCACGGAUCGAGAUCGAAACGAUUCACGAAGAGUCGGAGAUCAUUUCGGCCAGGAGUAUGGACAGUGAGUCGAGGAUUACCAAAGGACAAAAAUAGUCGUAAACUUGUAGGGAACAUAGUGACGCCCGAUUUGAAAGGCGCCGAAAUGGCCGAGAAUGACAACGGCGGAGGUGUGGCACUCGUCAUCAACGGAGAUUCGCUCGCGUUUGCUCUUGGAGCCAGACUCGAACGCACGUUUCUCGAGGUCGCCUGCAUGUGCAAUGUGAGUCAUCAUCCCGCUUUAAGCUCAUCGAGACUAAUCGUUCAGGCGGUGAUCUGUUGUCGUGUCACUCCGCUUCAGAAGGCGCAAGUCGUCGAUUUGGUGAAACGCAACAAGAAGGCGGUGACGUUGUCGAUCGGCGACGGAGCCAACGACGUGAGCAUGAUCAAGACGGCUCACAUCGGAGUGGGAAUAUCGGGUAAGAAGAGUACGGUUUGCGUGAGUACGCUGAGCCCUCACGAUCUAAUGUUUGAGGAGUACGGUUUCAUCAAACUGUGAAUUUUUGCGUUUAGUUCGGCACACAUUCUGUCUGCUCAAUAUGAAGAGAGGUGAAAAGAGCGACAAGCGUGUAAUUUGCAGGUCAGGAAGGAAUGCAAGCGGUGCUGGCGUCGGACUACUCGAUCGGCCAGUUCAAGUACCUCGAACGCCUGCUGCUCGUGCACGGCCGCUGGUCGUACAUCCGAAUGGCCAAGUUCCUGCGCUACUUCUUCUACAAAAACUUCGCGUUCACCCUCACCAACUUCUGGUACUCGUUCUUCUGCGGCUACUCGGCGCAGACGGUCUUCGACGCCAUCCUCAUCGCCUGCUACAACCUCUUCUUCACCGCUCUGCCCGUUCUCGCGAUGGGCUCGUUGGACCAGGACGUCGACGAUCACUACUCGCUGCGCUAUCCGAAAUUGUACCUGCCCGGGCAGUACAACAUCUUCUUCAACAUGCGCAUCUUCAUCUACUCGGUCCUUCACGGAAUGUUCAGUUCGCUCGUGAUCUUCUUCAUUCCGUACGGCGCGUUCUACAGUUCGGCCGCCUCUUCCGGAAAGGAUCUCGACGACUACUCGUCGCUGGCAUUCACCACUUUCACCGCGUUGAUCGUCGUCGUCACCGGACAGAUCGCCUUCGACACGGCCUACUGGACCGCCAUCUCGCACUUUGUCAUCUGGGGAUCCCUAGUUCUGUACUUUCUCGUCGUCUUCCUCCUCUACGAAUGGCUGCCGGUCUCGUGGAUCGUCAAGACCUCCUCGUCGAUCUCGUACGGAGUCGUCUACCGAACGAUGGUCACGCCCCACUUCUGGUUCUCGCUUCUGAUGGUCGUCGUCGUGCUCCUCCUUCCAGUCAUGCUCAACCGAUUCUUCUGGCUCGACACACAUCCGUCGUUUGCCGAUCGCCUCCGCGUUCGACGGAAGAUGGGCAAGAAACCGUCGCAUAAGGAGGACAAAAAGUACGUUACUACUGACUAUUUUAUGGUGGGGCGUUUCUCACACUCGUCAAAUUUGCAGACAAGCGUUCAAGAGAACGGCGGCGACUCGACGGAGUGUGCGUGGAUCUCUGCGCAGUGGCUACGCGUUCUCGCACUCGCAAGGCUUCGGAGAGCUCAUUCUCAAGGGAAAACUGUUCAAAAACGUGGAGAACAUCCGCGGAAGGGGCUCGUCGGCCAAGAUCCAUCCGUCCGAUGACAGCCAGCCGAUGCUCAUCUCUUCGGUGCCCGAUGUGAGUGCUUGCAUUAGAAUAACAGAAAAUAAAGAGAGACAAGUGAAUAGGAGCAUUUUGAAGCGGAAAGUUUAGGAAAAAGUACCAUACGCUCUGAGGCGUGUAUCUCGAAAACCAAUGGUUAUUUCAAAAAGCUUUCAACAAGAAAUUUGUUGGAAAUUUUGUACUGAACAACUUCGCUGUUGAUGAUUUCAUUCAAAAAUGUUUCCUUCUCGAGAUAUGCCCACUUUUUGUCAACAAUGUUCACUAGAAGUGCUUUGAAGACCGAAAUAUGGCACCAAACGGGGUGUUUGUGAGAAAUAAUGUACUACAUUUCUGUGCUUACUCUUGAAAACAUACCUACCAUAGCUUCUAGAAGCGACAUCAUCAUGACUUGCUUGUGAAACUGCAGUUUUCAACUGAUUUUUUCUAAAAAUUUGAUAAAUCUUCAGAACUGUGUUGUUAGAAGAUCCCCCCGUUUCAUGGUGUCCCUAUCAAAUCCCUCACUAAACUGUAACAUUCAUUUUAUAAGGAAAGAUUUUUUUUUCUUUUUCUAGGUGGCUUUCCUUUGAGAAUACCUAGUUCUUUUCCGGGGUUUUUCGCUCAAUCUUCGGUUUGUGCGCUGAAAAGUAAAUAGAAAAAGAUCGCUCAAUCAUUUCCUGAGUCUUAUUUAAAAUUUUCGAGUUACAGAAAGUUCUAUUUUUCAAAGAAAUGCGAAAAAUCCAAAACUUCAUAUUUUCGGUUUUACAAAAAGUGGCUGAUUUUUUCUGAAUUUUGCUGAAUUUUGAACGUUUCUGAUUAUCGAUUUUUUUGGCGUCACGGCACAGAAAAAACAUACAUUUCUUCAAAUAUUGCAAAUAAGUGUGUUCAGUGAAAAAACGAGUGAAUUUUUUUAGAAAUUUGCACGAAAACGGAAAAAAAUCGGAAGAAAGGGGAAUUCCAUCGGGGGACUAGAAAAAUCUAGGCCAGCUCUUCCAUUUCGUCGUGUACUUCUCUCGGUAUCAUUAACUUUUUUGAAAAAAAAAAUCUUAAAAAUCGGGGAUUUUUUUUCGUAAUUCGGGAUUUUGGGAAAGUGAAUGGCUCACUUCGAAGUUUAUUUUAAAAAUUUGUUGUCCACCUUUUUUGUACUGGUGGGGGGUAUUUCUUGAAUUAUCCCUCUUUCUACGCCAACCCAGUUCUUUGCAGGACGGUCAAGGAGCGUCCGGAAUUCCCGCAAUGCACCUUCCAAUGGGCGCUCGGGCUCAAAACGUGGUGCCUCACACGUUGAAUGUAAAUACUGAAGAUUGGUGAGUCAUCAUCUCGAGACUUCUAUUGCAUGUUCCCUUAGAACAAUAACAACAAUAUUGUGACCGUAACCACCACCACUUCUACCGUAAUCUCAUCGUGUGCUCUUCAUUCUCGCAGGUCCCACCACGAAAACCGUCCGUCGUACGUGAAACCGUCGCCACUUCAAGGGACCGUGCUGCGUGGAGACGGACGCCUCCUACGCAAUCGGGUCAUGUCUCGGGAGACACAGGUAUAGCCGAAGACGCAGACUCCGCCCACUUUUUUCCCUCAGUCAUUUUGUUGUGUGUAUUUAUUUGUUUCUAAUUUAUGUAGUUUAGUGAUAGUGAUAGUGUGAUCUGAUUGUCAAAGGGGUCCGGGACAAAAAAGAGUUAUAUCUCAGCUCCCAGUAGAGAUAGCAAAAACUUGUCAACUGAUAAAAUGUUUAUUACACAAUUUUGCACAUUUUAUCAGUUGAAAACUUUUCGAUAUCUCUACCCGCAGCUGAGAUACAUCGCUUGGAAGGUAACAGUUUCAAAAAUCUGUAAUAGUUUCGGCACAGUUGAGUGAAUUCGCUCUACCGACUGAACUAACUGUAACCAAUAGAAAGUUCAAACCUUUUCUCUUUGCCCCGCCCCCUUUUCUACCGUAAUCCUUUCAAUUCUCCAAUCGAUCUCGUUUCGUUUUUCGUUUUUCUCUCAUUGUGCUGUGAGUGAGUGCUUUCCGUUUGUGCUUCAAUUUCCUCUGCUUUCAGUCAAAAAAAGACACCCAAAAAAAAAAGUGAAAUUUCCUACAGGUCGAGCAGCCAGACGUGAUCAUAGAACGACUGUGA